ACUAGGCGACUUCCCUGGCUGUCGGAAGCCGCGGACUUCUCCAGGCUUGUUGAUAUCCCUCGGCGUGAUGCCCUCGCCGUUCUCGGUCAGAGCCUUCCCGGUCAGCAUCCCCGCGGUGAUCAUGGAGACUGACUGGACAGAGCCAUGGCUCCUAGGGCUUGUCACCUUCCACCUGCUGUGCCUACUUCUCACAUGCUUCUCAUCACAGAGGUAUAAACUACAGAUUGGACACUUCCUGUGCUUAGUAGGGUUAGUCUAUUGUGCUGAGUAUAUCAAUGAAGUGGCUGCAAUGAAUUGGAGAUUGUUUGCAAAAUAUCAGUAUUUUGAUUCCCGGGGGAUGUUCAUAUCUAUUGUGUUCUCAGCACCACUGCUGUUCAAUGCUAUGGUCAUUGUGAUUAUGUGGAUACAGAAGACUUUGAAUGUGAUGUCUGACCUAAAGAGCUUGCAAGCAAAGAGAAAGGAGAGGAAAAGGAGAAGAAAAGAAGAAUAAUGCCUCGCUGUUGCUAUGGACCUUGUUUUUCCUACAACUUGGUUGUUUCCAGCUGUAAGCUGCACAUGGCCCAGAUGUCCUCUGUCACCUGACUCAUGGUUUGGAAAAUGGUUCUUAUAUUUUACACCCACAAAGAUGGAGGCUUCACUAAAGCUGUUUCUUAAAAGAGCUAACGAUGUCACCUGGAUGUAUGUUGAAUGUGGACCCACAUUUGCAUGGUGGGAGCUUUCUGGUUCAGCCACAGGAAGAAACUUGCACAGCUUUUCACAGUUUUCUGGUAGACCUCAUUAUAUAACUAGAGUUCACUCAAUUUUGAGUGUGGAAACAAUAAUAAACAGCGCCAUCCUGCUGUGGCACCACUACCUA
Molecule: messenger RNA, 856 nt
Organism: Peromyscus eremicus (cactus mouse)
Lineage: Eukaryota; Metazoa; Chordata; Mammalia; Rodentia; Cricetidae
Gene: Tmem18
Product: transmembrane protein 18
Exons: 5
Coding region: 68-490 (140 amino acids)
Cellular component (GO): nuclear membrane
Source: RefSeq, a predicted model, not a curated record